Fukomys damarensis (Damara mole-rat) is the source of this 1950-nucleotide messenger RNA. RefSeq names its product zinc finger and SCAN domain containing 10 (gene Zscan10). The coding region runs from base 208 to 1725 and encodes 505 amino acids. The record is from RefSeq and is a predicted model, not a curated record. The transcript has 7 exons. NCBI's taxonomy places the organism in Eukaryota, Metazoa, Chordata, Mammalia, Rodentia, Bathyergidae.
GGCGGCGGCAGGGAACUUCCUGUCCCAUUUUCUUGGGAGUCCUUCCCUAGGCUGGUGGAAACUUGGCUCUGGUCCUGGAACACUCAGAGAAUCCCAAACCAUCUCCGCCUUUGUAUUGGGGACCCGGAGUGCUCCACAGGUGUGGAAGGAGCCAAGGAGAGGAACCUGAGUGGGCCCAGCUGCAGGAGGAGUGCACUGCAGUGAAGGAUGCUGGCGGAGUCAGUGCCAGCUGCCCCGGAGCAAGAGCAGCUCGGAGCUGUCAAGCUGGAGGAGGAGGAGGCUACUGGCCUGGCAGGCAUCAGACGGCCAGAGGCCAGGCCUCGGCCGGAGGUGGCCCACCAGCUGUUCAGAUGCUUCCAGUAUAAAGAGGACAUGGGGCCACGGGCAUCCCUGAACCGGCUGCGGGAGCUCUGUGGCCACUGGCUGCAGCCAGCUCUGCACACCAAGGAGCAGAUCCUGGAGCUGCUGGUGCUGGAGCAGUUUCUGAGUGUGUUGCCCCAGCACCUGCUGGGCCGGCUGCAGGGGCAACAGCUCCGGGAUGGAGAGGAGGUGGUGCUACUGCUGGAGGGUGUGCCCCGGGACACCGGCCACGUGGGGCCACUGGAUUUUAGUUCCAGUGCCGGCAAGAAUUGUCCCCGUACAGACAUCAUCUUGGAGGAACAGGGGGGCCCUUCCCAGAUCUCCAGUUACAGCCCCAAAAAGGAAGUACCCUCCGAAGAGCCCACAUCCCCGCCGCUGUUGAAGGAAGUGCCCCCAGCCCAGCCAUGGCCUGUCAGACCUGCUGAACCCACAGAAUGGACACCUACCCCCAGUUCCCGGCAGCUACUGAGCCCAGGACCCCAAGGGACACUCCAGGCCCUGCCAGAAAGCACUCUCCAGGGCCCGUCACUGUGGCCUGAGGAGUAUUCCCGUGAUCAGGAGCUGGCUGCUGUGCUGGAAAGCCUGACUUUUGAGGACGUCCCAGCUAAGAAGAACUGGCCUAUGCACCCUCAAGGAUUUGAAAGCAGAAUUCCAGACAAGGAGGAAUUUAAACUGGAAGAGCCCAAAGAGGCUGCCUGGCCGACUGUCAUCUCAGCAGAGUCCCAGGCAGACAUCCCUGAGGUGGCAGGAGAGCCCCUUGCUCAGACAGCCGGGCACGGAGCGAACAGCACCAGUGGAGGAGGGACCCCUCUUGGCAGCAGUGACAUUUUGGAAGUCACAGUGGUAGAGGGCACCUCCGAGUCAGAGGCCAAAAUGCAGGUCAUCUGCACGGAGUGCGGGGCAAACUUCCCGCAGCUCUCCCGCCUGAAGAAGCACCAGCUACACUCGCACCCGGGCUCACGCUCCUUCCUGUGCCUGUGCUGCGGGAAGAGCUUCGGCCGCAGCUCCAUCCUCAAGCUGCACAUGCGCACGCACACAGACGAGCGCCCCCACGCCUGCCACCUGUGCAGCCACCGCUUCCGCCAGAGCUCGCACCUGGCCAAGCACCUGCUCACGCACUCCUCGGAGCCCGCCUUCCUGUGCCGCCACCUGGUCACGCAUGCAGGGCGGGCGCAGGAGGUCGAGGCCCCCCAGGAGUGUCACGAGUGCGGCAAGACCUUUAGCCGCAGCUGCAACCUGCUCCGCCACCUCCUAGUGCACACGGGGGCCAGGCCCUACUCCUGUGCGCAGUGUGGCCGAGGGUUCAGCCGCAACUCGCACCUGCUGCGCCACCUGAGGACCCACGCACGGGAGACACUGUACUAACAGUGGCCGCCGCCUGGCACCCCGGCCCCACGUGUCACUUCCAAGGUGUCCCUUCUAAGAUGUCCCCAUCACACCUGCCUCCCUCUGUCCCCCAUCCAAAGCCUUUUCCCCUCAGGAAUGCAUUUCAUAUGCAAAGUAAAUCGGCCUUCUCGAAAGUGGUUUCUGGUUUCUGCGUGGUGGCACAUGCCUGUGAUCAUAGCACUCAGAAGGCUGAGGCAGGAAGAU